AUGAAGAGAAAACAUACUCCAAAUGAAAUGCAAAACAUUACUAGCUUCUUUACUAAAAAAAAUCCUACUCCAACUUCUCUUCCACAUCCAACACAAAAUGAACAAACUAUAACUCCACCUCAACAAAGUGAGCAACUUUCAUCUCCAUCUCAUUAUUCAACUCAAAAUUCCCCUCAAAAUGAACAAGGCCAAUGUUCUCCUAAUGCCCCAAUCUUUGGAGAAAGAUUAAGUGAACAUGAAUUUGCUAAUCUUCCACAAGAUCCAGGAAAGAGGAGAAAAAUGAGUCAAUUUCAUAAAGAUGAUAGAGAUUUAGUGAGAAGAAUUUACAUUCAAAGAAAGCCUUGUCAGCCCAAAGACUUUACAUUUCCUCAAACUUCUAUUUUUGGCAAAAAUCGUCGCUUUUGUGCUAAGUGGUUUGAUACUUGGACUUGGCUUGAGUAUAGUGUGGAAAAGGAUGCUGCCUAUUGUUUCCCUUGUUAUCUAUUCAAGGAUGAAAAUGCCUUUGGAGGUGAUGCUUUUGUUAGUGAUGGUUUCAAAUCAUGGAAUCGAUCGGAUUUAAUAAGAAAACAUGUCGGUAAACACUUGAGUGCACAUAAUAAUGCUGUUUUAGCUAUGGAUUUGUUCAAGAAACAAAAUUCAAGCAUCACACAAGCCUUAACAAAACAAACCGCUGAGAGUACAAAUGCAUAUAGGACGCGACUUGAAGCUUCAAUUGAAUCUAUCCAAUGGCUUUUACUCCAAGGGUUGCCUUUCCGUGGUCAUGAUGAAAAAGAAAGUUCCUUAAGAAGAGGUAACUUUCUUUCACUUUUAUCCCUUAUUUCCAAAGGUAAUCCUGAAUAUUCUAAAGUUGUUUUCAAAAUAGCAUGGGAGAUCAAAUGUUGA
Messenger RNA from Chenopodium quinoa (quinoa), 882 nucleotides. Its product is annotated as zinc finger MYM-type protein 1-like. The transcript has a single exon. Lineage: Eukaryota; Viridiplantae; Streptophyta; Magnoliopsida; Caryophyllales; Amaranthaceae. The coding region runs from base 1 to 882 and encodes 293 amino acids. The record is from RefSeq and is a predicted model, not a curated record.